Scheffersomyces amazonensis is the source of this 1806-nucleotide messenger RNA. RefSeq names its product phosphatidylinositol N-acetylglucosaminyltransferase (gene GPI1). Gene Ontology annotation, cellular component: endoplasmic reticulum; membrane. The coding region runs from base 1 to 1806 and encodes 601 amino acids. The transcript has a single exon. Lineage: Eukaryota; Fungi; Ascomycota; Pichiomycetes; Serinales; Debaryomycetaceae. The record is from RefSeq and is a predicted model, not a curated record. Gene Ontology annotation, biological process: GPI anchor biosynthetic process.
AUGGUAGGGUAUAAGUAUAAUAAUAUAUAUGUGGUUGUACAAUUAUAUUCUUAUGAAAUUCAAUUAAAACAUUUACCACAACAUUUGAAUGGAUUACAUAUCAUUGGAACUAUAAAUAUACCCAAUCCAAAUUAUGAAUUACAAUUAUCAAUAAAAGAUAAGUUACCAUAUUUCCUUACCGAAACUAAGGAUUCAUUUAUUAUCGUCUUUGAACCUCCAAAUUUCAGGAAUUUGGAAUAUUUUUCAAUCGAUGCUAUUCUCCUUCAAUCUACUGGUAAGGAAUCAGUCAAUCCUAAGAAGAAGGAAUUAAUAGAAAAGUUGGAAAUAGUAGAGCCAUUAGCUGGAAAGAAAUCAGAUCCAUCAUCUAGUUUUAUAUCUGAUGAUGUGAUAUUGGAAAAGAUUAAUUUAGUACUUAAGGAUAGAUUAGAUUUAAAAGUAUGGAAUAAAGAACCAGGAGAUAUUGUUAAUGUAUCGAAAUACUUUAAUUCUAUAAUGCAUUCCUGUUUAGGGCCCAUCAUUUUCUUAGUCAAAUCACUUCAAACUAUAAUCAUAUUCUUUAUAAAACUAAUUAAUUAUGAGAUUUAUUCAUACAGUUUAGUAACGAUUUCUCAAGUAUUUCGACAACUUGAUCUUCGAUUACAACAAUUAAAUUAUUUCCCUAUUCAAUUCUUAUGUUAUCAAAACAAGAAUUUAUUAUAUGGAGAAUCAAAAUUAUUAUAUGAAUUAAAAUUACCAAUUUUUAAUGCUAAUUUAAAUAUUAAUAAUUCCAAUUAUAUUAAUUUAUUUAAUUCACUUUGGUUAAUAUUUAAUGAUAUAGUAUUUGGAAUAACUAUGUAUAAACUUAUAUUUGAGAAUUAUGAUAUAAUACUUCGAACAUUAAAUGAAGAUUUUAUAAAGAAAUAUUUAUUUUCAGAAGUUUUAGAUAUAAUAUCUUGGAUAUCAGUUAAUCAUCCAGCCGGAUUUAAAUUAAAUAUAGAAUUAGGACAAUUUAUGGGAGAUUUAUUUGGAUGGACUUUAAAAUUCUGGAAAUUUUUAGUUUAUGAUGCUAUUCAAAAUCUUUCCCCCAGAUUUAGACAUCAAUUAUUCUAUAUAAUUAAUUUAUUACUUAAGAUUCUAUGUUAUACAGGAGGAUUAUCGUUUUUAUUAGGAUUUUUUAUGGAUAUGAUUAAUAUACUUACAAUUCAUAUUUAUUGUUUUUAUUAUACAUCUACUAAGAUAUAUAAAAGACAAUUAGAUAUUAUAAAAUCAUUAUUUCAAUUAUUUAGAGGUAAAAAGUAUAAUGUUUUAAGAAAUAGAAUUGAUAAUUUAAAUAAUUAUGAAGAUGAUGUUUCAAGUUUUGAAAUAGAUCAAUUCUUACUUGGAACUUUAUUAUUUAUGAUAUUAAUUUUAUUAUUACCAACAGUAUUUGCAUUUUAUCUUAUGUUUUUUACUAUACAAUUAUGUGUAUUAAUCCUGAAAAAUUUCCUUGAAAAUGUUCAAAUAUUAGCUAAUUUUACGCCUAUGUUUGUAUUAUUAUUAAAAUUAAAGAAUUCUAAUCGAUUACAAGGAGGUAUAACUUUUAAAUUUCUUGAAAUUAAGAAUUAUACAUGUUAUUUAAAGUUAUCAAAUCUUUCAUUAUCUUAUGGAGAAAUUCUUGUUAAUUUUAUAAAACUAUUCACAGAUUCAAAAACUUUUAGAGAUUCAUUAAUUCAAUUCUUCUUACAGGGAGAAUUGAUCUCUAUAAAGCAUAAUUAUGUUAUGAAAUUUCAUUAUUUGAUGCUUCCAGAAGUUUAUGAUAAGACUGUUAAUAUUUGGCAGUAUCUAUAA